AUGGAUGAAGAGUUCUCCGAUAAAGAAGAAAUGAUGAUCGAAUCAGUCGGCCCUAGUCAGCAAAUUAAAACACUCAGCAACAGUUGCCAUCAAAUCUUACGAGAAAAUGAAAUUCUUUUACAAAGAUUAUACAAUUAUCAAAAUUUGCUAUCUAGCUCAAUGGCAGAUCAAUGUGCAAAAAACGAAGAUACUGUUGACAGCGCUGAUAAACUCAAUUUUGUCAAAAUUUCAAUUCCAAUUGAGACUCCACCAUUUCUUGAUUAA
This is a messenger RNA of Trichomonas vaginalis G3, 264 nucleotides long. RefSeq lists its product as uncharacterized. Bases 1 to 264 code for a protein of 87 amino acids. NCBI's taxonomy places the organism in Eukaryota, Parabasalia, Trichomonadida, Trichomonadidae. The record is from RefSeq and is a predicted model, not a curated record. The transcript has a single exon.